Ambispora gerdemannii is the source of this 249-nucleotide messenger RNA. Lineage: Eukaryota; Fungi; Glomeromycota; Glomeromycetes; Archaeosporales; Ambisporaceae. The record is from the annotation of a GenBank genome assembly.
AUCGAAGCAGCCAAUACAGCCCAAACCGCUGCAGCUUUCGAUCACGAAACUGCUGCUACAGCACUCCUCAACAAACGUCAUUUUUUGCAAGGUUUUAAACCGGUCAUUUUUACUAACAUUCUCGAUGAAAAUACUGCCACCACUGAAGCGGCUACCACGAAUUUAUUGGAGAUCGAAGCUGCCAAUACAGCCCAAACCGCUGCAGAUUUCGAUCACGAAACUGCUAUUACAGCAUUUGUUCAACUAUAA